Messenger RNA from Drosophila melanogaster (fruit fly), 1610 nucleotides. RefSeq names its product syntaxin 7 (gene Syx7). The record is from RefSeq and is marked reviewed. Gene Ontology annotation, cellular component: membrane. Bases 285 to 1133 code for a protein of 282 amino acids. Gene Ontology annotation, biological process: vesicle-mediated transport. The transcript has 6 exons. Lineage: Eukaryota; Metazoa; Arthropoda; Insecta; Diptera; Drosophilidae.
CUUUCUCACAAGUUGGCAGUUCCAUUCCAAUUGUUGUAAAAACCUAGCUAAAAUUUCAGUUUUGCGAACAUUCCGCCUACUUAAAUCAACAAAUUUCAGAUUGCGAAACGCGUAAAAAGUGCGAAGGAAAUGCUCUAAGAUCAAGGUCACCGGCGAAGGUCACCAACGACAGCUAGGGCAACCACAAAAGUGGGCCACGGGGCUAAUUCGAUUGUCUGUCUCUCCAGGAACAACUUGUCUCCAGCGAUAACUCGAAGGUCAUCAAAGUGUCUGCCUACGAAAGCAUGGACUUACAGCAUAUGGAGAAUGGUCUAAGCGGCGGGGGAGGAGGUGGCCUAAGCGAAAUAGAUUUCCAAAGGCUGGCCCAGAUUAUAGCCACCAGCAUCCAGAAGGUGCAGCAGAAUGUGUCCACGAUGCAGCGCAUGGUCAAUCAACUGAACACGCCCCAAGAUUCUCCGGAGCUCAAGAAGCAGCUCCACCAAAUAAUGACCUACACCAACCAGCUGGUGACCGACACAAACAAUCAAAUCAACGAGGUGGACAAGUGCAAGGAGCGCCACCUGAAGAUCCAGCGGGAUAGGCUCGUGGACGAGUUCACGGCGGCACUGACCGCCUUCCAGUCUGUUCAGCGCAAGACGGCGGACAUAGAGAAGACGGCGUUGCGGCAGGCGCGCGGAGAUAGCUACAACAUCGCCCGUCCACCCGGCUCAUCGCGUACCGGCAGCUCCAACAGUAGCGCCAGCCAGCAGGACAACAACUCCUUCUUCGAGGACAACUUCUUCAAUCGCAAAUCAAACCAGCAACAGAUGCAGACUCAGAUGGAGGAGCAGGCGGACCUGCAGGCCCUCGAGGAACAGGAGCAGGUCAUACGGGAGUUGGAGAACAACAUCGUGGGCGUGAACGAGAUAUACAAGAAGCUUGGCGCCCUGGUCUACGAGCAGGGACUGACGGUGGACUCCAUCGAGUCGCAGGUGGAACAGACUAGCAUUUUUGUCUCGCAGGGCACGGAAAAUCUGCGCAAGGCGAGCUCUUACAGGAACAAAGUGCGCAAGAAGAAGCUUAUUUUGGUGGGCAUCCUGAGCGCCGUGCUGCUGGCCAUCAUCUUGAUACUCGUUUUUCAGUUCAAGAAUUAGAGCCUUCCGGCAUCUCCGAAUGAUUCAAACCAAACUAGUAAAUUGUUGUGAAAAGACAAGAGUUGCCGCAUGCAGGCCCCUAAACCCCGUAAUUCCCCACCCAAUCCUUUGGACCUUAGGCGAGAUUAUGGCUUUAAUCCUUAAUCCAACUUCCAAUACUGGCUGAAAUCGAAAACUGCGACUCGUAGACGAAGAUAUAGUGUUUUGAGGAGUAUUCACCGGCACGUGCAUCUGUUAUAUUUGCUUUAAAAACAAUUUUAUAUUUUAUGUGUACUACUUUUAUUAUUACGCACCCUGUAUAUUGAUUAUUAGUAUUGAUUAACAACUGUUGGCUUCAAAUUCUAAUUAUGUUCCGAAACUCAUUCGCCAGCGCUUUGUAUUGUAUUGUAUUGUAUUUAGAGUUAAGAGGCAGAGGAAGCCAUAUAUGCGAUGGCAUACACACAUGUACGAAAAAUGAAAUAAUAAACAUGAAAAUCG